AUCACGAGCACUGCCAGUAGUGGGACCGCCUCUCUCACCACUGCUACCACGACGAGCAGUUGGGGAGGCAGUGGUGCCGGCGGUGGAGGUGUGACAGUGCGUCAGUUGGAGGAGAGAUUGAACAAGUGGCUGCUUGAGGCUCGGGAACAAGAGGAACGCUUCUUGAAGCAGGCGCAGCACGUCAACGCGUGGGACCGCGUGCUGCAGCAAGGACACGCGCAAGUGCACAGCCUGCGAAACGCUCUUGACGCAGUCCAGAGCGAUCAAAAUCGACUAGAAGCCGAGUUAGAUUUUAUUCGAGGUCAACAAAAUGAGCUGGAGCAGCUCUUAGCCCCGCUAGAAGAAGCGGUGGGCAAGCCUGAGAUUGUAGGCAUGGGUUCGGGCAUACAUCAGGGCGACCGACAGCGAGAAAACAUGUACCACAUGGCACAGAAUUUGGACGGUCAGUUAAGACAGAUGUCAGAAGACUUGGUUAAGGUGAUCGAGCACGUGAAUGCAAUCAACGGGACUGCCGAGAAGCAAGAUUCACCUGUAAGUCUUGUAGCCAAGAUACUGUCUGCGCACAUGGACACACUCAAAUGGGUAGAUCAGAAUGCCUUACUACUUUCUCAGAAAGUAGAUGAAGUUUCAAAACAUUUUUAGACUUGAUUCGAUCAAUCUGGACAUUACUAUUCCUCUCUUGCCAGGUUAUAGAAUUAACGCUCAUCAUUGAUAUGGAAUAAAAGAAAACGUUUA
This is a messenger RNA of Hyalella azteca, 735 nucleotides long. Its product is annotated as nuclear pore glycoprotein p62. Gene Ontology annotation, biological process: protein import into nucleus; RNA export from nucleus. The record is from RefSeq and is a predicted model, not a curated record. Gene Ontology annotation, cellular component: nuclear pore central transport channel; nuclear pore. Gene Ontology annotation, molecular function: phospholipid binding; structural constituent of nuclear pore. NCBI's taxonomy places the organism in Eukaryota, Metazoa, Arthropoda, Malacostraca, Amphipoda, Hyalellidae.